UGACCAGUAAAAGUUCAGUCUUGGUGCCAUGUCCCAAUCCCGUUGCCGGCCUGACUCACUGUCGUCUCCACCGGAUGAUGAACCGUUCAACAUAAUCCCUACUGAUAAUCUCCACACUGACCAUCCCUGCCUACAAUACCCUCAAGUACGCACCGUCGUAUCAUCUUUACGGGCAGUCGGCAACCUCCGAAAGCCGCCGCUCCACCCAUGGCUUCCUUCCAUGGACCUCCUUGAUUGGUUGGGACUGUUCUUUGGUUUCCAACGGGAUAAUGUAAAGAACCAACGAGAACACCUUGUUCUCCACUUGGUCAACGCCCAUAUGAGUCUCUCUCAUCCUCCGGACAGCAGUGGAACCUUCCAAAACAUAGUCCUCCGUGAAUUCUGCAAUAAGCUGCUCGAAAAUUACACUAACUGGUGUUCUUACCUCGGGAAGGCAUCCAAUGUUUGGAUUCCGGAAAGCUCCAGCUUUGGUUCUGAUGUUACUCGGAGAGAAUUGCUUUACGUUGGACUCUAUUUGCUGAUAUGGGGAGAAUCUGCGAAUUUGAGGUUCAUGCCUGAAUGUAUCUGCUACAUUUUUCAUCACAUGGUCAUGGAAUUGAACAAAAUCCUAGAAAAUGACAUUGAUGAAAAUACCGGACAGCCAUGGAUUCCACCGAUAUCAGGUGAAAAAGCAUUUUUAAACUGCGUUGUGAAGCCCAUAUACGAUACGAUCAAUGUUGAGGUGAUGAGAAGCAAAAAUGGAACAGCCUCUCAUGAUAAAUGGAGGAACUAUGAUGAUUUCAAUGAGUACUUCUGGAGCAAAAAUUGUUUUCACAAUCUCAAAUGGCCACUUGAUUUCGACAGUGAUUUUACGAGUGGAAGGAAAACUGGGUUUGUUGAACAGAGAACGUUUUGGAACGUUUUCAGAAGCUUCGACAGGCUAUGGGUGAUGAUGUUUCUUUCCCUUCACUUAAUGUUUAUCUUGGCCAGGGAGGAGAAGAAGCUUCCAUGGCAGGCUUUGAAUAACAAAGAUGUUAAGGUCAGAGUUCUAUCAUUGUUUAUCACAUGGAGCGGAAUGAGGUUUCUCCAUGCUUUACUUGUAGUAGCCAUGGAGUUUAGUCGUCUUUCGAGAGAGAUGCUGGGACACGUCCUAAUGAUGGUACUAAAGAUUUUGGUUGCUGCAACAUGGAUUUGCGCCUUUGUGUUUUGUUAUGCGAGGAUCUGGGUGCAAAGGGACCACGACAGACAUUGGUCUGAUGAAGCUAACAAAAGGGUAACUUAUUUUCUAAGGCUUGCAUUUCUUUAUGGGUUACCGGAACUGGUAAAUUUGGUACUGUUUUUCCUCCCCUGUAUUAGGCUGAAUUGUAAGGUAUUUUACCCGGUAUCAUGGUGGUUCCAUGGUGAUUGUUUUAUUGGUCAAGGAUUGCGGGAGGGGAUAGUUGAUAGUAUCAAGUAUAUUCUAUUCUGGGUUGUGGUGUUAGGUACCAAAUUUACAUUUAGUUACUUCUUUCAGAUUGAACCCAUGAUUAGCACCACAAAACAAUUGUUUGAUUCAACAAAUGAAGAAUAUGAAUGGGGUGGAAAUGCCAUCUUUAGUGUCAGC
Messenger RNA from Hibiscus syriacus, 1582 nucleotides. RefSeq names its product callose synthase 12-like. NCBI's taxonomy places the organism in Eukaryota, Viridiplantae, Streptophyta, Magnoliopsida, Malvales, Malvaceae. The record is from RefSeq and is a predicted model, not a curated record. The annotation marks the transcript as partial. Gene Ontology annotation, cellular component: plasma membrane. The transcript has a single exon. Gene Ontology annotation, molecular function: glucosyltransferase activity.